Molecule: messenger RNA, 822 nt
Organism: Labeo rohita (rohu)
Lineage: Eukaryota; Metazoa; Chordata; Actinopteri; Cypriniformes; Cyprinidae
Exons: 5
Source: RefSeq, a predicted model, not a curated record
AUAAUUGUAUUUUUAAUGACCUAAUGGCAUUGAAUUGAUAUCUGCAAAAUAUAUAUAAGUAUUGUAGUAAAACAGUAACAUUAUAAGUGUACCAACCUGGUGCAUAUACAAAACCAGGAUUACUGUAAGUGUUUGUCUUUUAGGCGGAUGGAGAUAUGAUCGUGACUUUGGAUGCCAACUUUGGCCUUGUGAGGAAGCAAAGCUCAGGGACAAGUGCAGUUGAGCCAUUACAUGGAACCCGCAUGUUUGUUGAUGAAAAGGCUGUAGAGGAAUACCUGCUAUCACAUCUUGACAGCUCAAAGCCUCAAGAAGACUGCAGUAACUUCAAGGCUGGCAAUGUUCUGAGGUCACAACGACAAGCUAAGAAACUUGAUGUUACAGGAGUGUUUGGAGCUUCCUGUUGUCAUGAAAUGCCCCUAAUGUUUGUCAACAUGAGCCAAGGAGAACGAUUAGCCUAUCCCCUGUAUGUGAUUGAUGAGCUACUUCGAAGAUGUGAGGACAAGAACAUACACCUGCGAGUGGUCUAUGACAUUGCCUGUGUUGUUGCCUCACAUUUGCAUAAAUCGGGGGAGGGCACACCACACAACUUCUCCUUGGCCAUACCAGCAUUUCACGUUUAUGGACACAAAUUGCCCUGCCAGAUCAAGUACAGCACCAGAAGGCUCGAUGGGUUUGGGCUCACAGACGGGGAAGGAAUGGAAAGGCUGUGGUCUUUCCUCCGAAGAUUUGCCAGAGUCACAAAGGAGAUGACUCCAUCUCACCGCCUUGACUUGCUGACUGAUGCCCUUUUGCAUUAUGGACGGAGGAAAUCAACUGACCUAG